This is a messenger RNA of Symbiodinium pilosum, 778 nucleotides long. NCBI's taxonomy places the organism in Eukaryota, Dinophyceae, Suessiales, Symbiodiniaceae. The record is from the annotation of a GenBank genome assembly.
GAGUGGAAGCAUCCUUCCACCGGUGAUGGCCGGCAGCGCCUUACCCUGGAGUCUGCGGCGCGGUGUGUGUCGAAGACGGCGCCGCGACUGGUACAGCCCCCGGUGCGGCACGAUUGCGGGGACGAUGCUUUCUUCCUGGCUGGGGGCAAACAGACGUUGACUGUCGGCGUGGCAGAUGGCGUCAGCAGCUGGGCUCGCCAUGGCAUUAACCCGGCGCUCUUUGCGUGGGAGCUGAUGGUGCGCUGUGAGGCUGCGGCCCAGGACGGCUCCCUGGAUGCUGGUGAGAUCCUGACGGAAGGCUUUGAAACUGUCAUCCGUGAGAGCAGCAGACAUCUAGUAGGAAGUAGCACGGCUUGCAUUGCAUCGCUAGACUGCAGUGCUGGGGAGCUGGAUGUUGCGAAUCUGGGCGACAGUGGCGCCCUGGUAGUCCGGCCUAAUGGACAUGUUUGCCUGGAGACCAAGGAGCAGCAGCACUAUUUCAACUGCCCCUAUCAGCUGGUUUGCGUGCCGCAAGUGCGUGCCGGUUUCAUGAGCGGAGGCGAUCUUCCCGCGAGCAGCGAGAAAUACUCGACACAGGUGAGGGCCGGAGAUGUCUUGAUCUUGGCCACUGAUGGCUUCUUCGACAAUGUCUGGAAGGAACGUGCGAUCAGCGAGGUCCUUUCCAUGUCCUCAGCCUCUGCGGCGGAGAUUGCCGACCGCCUCGUCCGGGUGGCCUACGCUGCCUCCCAAUCCAUGGACGAGACCCCGUUCGGUCGUGCUGCAGCCCAGCACGGCAUAC